Scomber scombrus (Atlantic mackerel) is the source of this 2352-nucleotide messenger RNA. RefSeq names its product chromosome unknown C10orf88 homolog (gene cunh10orf88). Bases 221 to 1459 code for a protein of 412 amino acids. The record is from RefSeq and is a predicted model, not a curated record. Lineage: Eukaryota; Metazoa; Chordata; Actinopteri; Scombriformes; Scombridae. The transcript has 9 exons.
GCUGCUGCUGUUCAGUGCAGCUAAAACACCGAGUCACAGUUUUUAUAUCAAUUUAUAGCCGAAAAUCAAGUUAAAUUAUUGUUUUUUUUAAUACGCCGGAAGACAUGCGAAGACGGAAAUUCAGAAACCCAGAAGAAAACAAGCUGAAUAACGGUUUCAAGCCGAAAGAGAGGAUUUAUUAAAGCCUGUAGGUCACCGUCCCUGCAGCCUCAGCAGCAUCAUGGUGGACAUUUGUGUGAAGAGCGGAGCUGCUUGGGUUUGUAACUCUCCGGGACGUCACCUGACUGAUGUCCUGCUCCCUGUUUACAACGGUAACGAAGACGAUGAUGAAGAGGGAGAGGAGACACAUCGAGGUGACCCGGUGCUGUUGGAGCAGACGGAGGAAGGGUCUCCCUGUGUCUUGAUGCUCCGCUGCAGCCCUGGCUCCCCAGCAGUCAUCAGCCGCCUGCAAGUCGUCAGCGAGGCUCGAACCAUAGAGGUGUACGACCAGACAGGAGAAUACUGUGGAACGGUACGAGGAAAGAGGGACGACAGCGUCCAGUCAGACAGUGCAGACAGAGGACCUUUCUACAGGAAACGGCUGAUCCUCGAUGAUCCAUCUUCAGCCUGUGAAGUGAAGCUGCUCUCUCUGGCCGGUAGAAGCAGCGUUUUGAUGUGUCGAGUCCUCGUCGGUCUUAAGCAGCUGCAGCCAGGCCCGGCUCGCGGUCCCGGCAUCAACAUGCAGCAGGUGCAGAGUCUGGUGGACGAGAUGGGGACGAGCCUCUCACCCGGAGCACAGAAUCUCAUGGAGAUGGUGCACAUCCAGCAGAAGAACCAGACGAGCUCUCUGGAUGGCCUCCUGCCUCUCCUGAUGGGUGGAGGAGCUUUCUCCGCCCUGACACGAGGAGCCACAGCAGCUCUCAGGAACGAGCCUCAGCCUGCAGACUUCAGGCAGCAUCCAAGUUCACCGGCUCAGAACGGAGCAACGCCCGACUCCUCUACCUCGUCUUCCUCCCCCUCAGAAAUGUCACUGUCUAGUGUCAGCAGCAGAAACACAACAGGCAGUGAGAGCAGAAGCCCGGUGAGCCACGCCCAGCUGGCGGAUAUGAUGUCACACUUCCUAAACGGGCACGGCCAGGCGUCGAGCCCCGGCCCCGACUUUCUGCCCAUGCUCCAGAGCGUCUGCGGUCAGGUGACGCAGCUGAGGCUGGACGACGCCGCGGCAGAGAGGGAGAAGACGAUGAACAACGGCUCAUGGGAGUUGGACGCAGCCAUGGAGCGCCGCCUUGAGGAGAUGGAGAAGAGGCUGAAGGAGCACGUGGACCGCCGCCUGGAUGCUCUGGAGCAGAAGAUGGAGAAAGCCCUGCUGAGCGCUCUGCCGCUGGUCGCCCUCAACCAGGCGGCCGUCAGCGGCUCGGUGGGAGGAGCUACGCCCGGAGCUCUGACGGAGCAGACCGCCCCAACGCCCGCUAUGCACUGAUCAUGUGACCACUGAAGGCUUUUUACUGCACCUCUUUAAACUUCACCUCAGUGUCAGAGUGGAUGAGCAGGACGGAGACACUAACGAAAGAGAAACUAACACAAUGAUCUGAUCAAACUUAACAUUGUGUUUAAAUUAGAAGUGUCUCUUUUUAUCUCUGAGGGGAAAAAACAACAACAACCAGCGAGCGAAUGUGACAUUUUGACAGCUGCAGUGAAUGUCACAUGUCUCUUCAACUUAAGAACGCAGCGUAAUAGCUUCACUAAAAAAAAAAAAGAAAGAAAGAAAAGAAACUAUGACAGAAAACAGACUUUUUAUUGCUGUUACAUAAAAAGACAACAUGUCCUACGGCUGCUCUCUCAGUCUGAGAACGAUAAAUAAAAUACCCCAAAACAACAGGAAAGAGGCCAUUUAAGAUUUUAGGUUUAACAUUCAAACAUAAAACAAAAAGGAAGCUUUAAAUUAUUGAUGUGAUGUGAUCUUCUCCUGGGUUUUUUGGCAGGUUUUAAACUUAAUGAUAAUAAUUAAACACCGGAUGAAAACUCACUGAUUCCACCUUAAAUAGAAACUGUAAAACACUCCUCUGAUCCAGAUGAUCCUCACUCACAGUUAUAUCUUUUUUUAUUCACACUAUGUACUGUAACUGCACUGAUCUCUGGUGUUAAGUGUUGUAAAUGUCACACACACACACAAACACACACACACACACACACUUCUGUCUACAGGAGUGUGAAAUAUAAUGUUAACUGAUUUAAAAAAAAGUGUUUUUUAAUAUGUAUGUCACUGUAAUGUUUAAAUAAUGUACAUGUUUAUAACAUAAAGCUUAUCUGCCAAUGUUCAAACUGUUAAAAAACUGUGUGAUGAUGUUAAAAAAGCAAAUUAAAAUAUAUUUA